This is a messenger RNA of Cyphellophora attinorum, 1164 nucleotides long. RefSeq lists its product as uncharacterized. The transcript has a single exon. The record is from RefSeq and is a predicted model, not a curated record. The coding region runs from base 1 to 1164 and encodes 387 amino acids. Lineage: Eukaryota; Fungi; Ascomycota; Eurotiomycetes; Chaetothyriales; Cyphellophoraceae. Gene Ontology annotation, molecular function: protein binding.
AUGGCUCAGAGAGACGCAGAUGACGCAGAAGGAUUUGUGUUCACAUCGGCCAGCCCUGUUGAGGGCGAUCGAUUCAGUACGACAGAUCAUUCCAGCUCAUCUCAGGCGACGAAGCUAAAUGAUCUGGAACGACAAGAACGCUGUCCUGUAGCAUGGACCUCGAUAGCGUCCAGCGCGGCAUCGGAGGCCAACUAUUCCAACGCUAGAGGUCAAGACGAUCAAGUUGUCCCACCACCCACUCCAUCCGAUCUCGUGGCAACCCAACGACUGUCACCGUUCGCUUCCCGAUCCAUAUCUUUGGUCGUUGGAGCCGAUGGAUCGCACGCCGGCAAGCCGCUUCCCAUCACCUUGACAGCCCACGAGGAUCUUCUCACCAGCAUUUCGCCGUUCUUCAUGGCCGCGUUGCGCAGGUCUCACUUGAAUGGUAGCUUUGCUGAAGCGCAUACCGGCAUCAUCCGGCUGCCGGAUGACAGGCCGGACGAUGUCUCCAUGCUACUACAGUGGGCAUACUGGCAGAUCCUGCUGGAGAAGACACAGUCCUUGGUAAAUACCUCCACAGCCACCACAGCCUCGCCGACCCCAACAGCCAAGGCAACGAGUCGCUCGGCCCUCCUCUACCACCAUUCAAUCGACCCUUCCGUCCAUCGCUACCAGCGCUGGAAAGCCGAAAAGCGCCUUCUCAAAGAGACCUUUGGGCCGUCGUCGCCCGAAGUCCGUGGGUUCAAGAAACAGCGCAAGCGGCCUCGACCGCCAGCGUUCGGGCCGUUAAUACGGCUUUACAUUCUGGCGGACAAAUACGAUGUGCAGGGCGGUCUGCGAGCGGACAUUGUGAGGAGGGUGGAAGAGGUGAGCAAGGAGGCGAAUUGUGUGCCUGAUCGUGAGGAUAUGGAUAUGCUGUGGGAUGGUUUGCUGGAAGAUGUUGGGUGUGAGGGAGGAUUGAAGAGUGCUGUGUUAAGGCUGUUUGUGGGUUUGGAUGGGAGGAGCUUGAGGGGGCUGUUCAGAGAUAUUGGGGAUGGAGAGGGAGAGGAGGAGUGUGUGGGCUGGCAUCCGGGGUUCACGAGGGACCUGCUGUUGGCGAUGUUUGAGGCGAAGGAGAGUGCGGUGGCGGCUGAGAAGGAGAUGAGAGGAGGGGUCGGAUGGAGAGGCCUUACGAAGGGUCGGUGA